Molecule: messenger RNA, 4448 nt
Organism: Xyrauchen texanus (razorback sucker)
Lineage: Eukaryota; Metazoa; Chordata; Actinopteri; Cypriniformes; Catostomidae
Product: zinc finger protein 281-like
Exons: 7
Coding region: 458-2962 (834 amino acids)
Biological process (GO): regulation of transcription by RNA polymerase II
Molecular function (GO): DNA-binding transcription factor activity, RNA polymerase II-specific; RNA polymerase II cis-regulatory region sequence-specific DNA binding
Source: RefSeq, a predicted model, not a curated record
UUCAGCAGAGAAAAGAAAGUUAUACACAUCUGAGAUGUCAUGAGGGUGAGGAAAUAAUUACAUUUUUUGUGUGAACUAUACCUUUUAUCAUAUUUAUAAACACACACACACACACAUAUAUAUAUAUAUACCAGCAAUUAAUUCAAGACCCAAUUUGCACGCAGGACAAAAUCACAGAUGCUCAGGUACAAUGUGCAUAGUGGCCCCCUGCUUGACUAGUCCUGCCUGUAUCCGUCUGUCUCCUCACACGACCCGUCCCGUCCGCUUAACCCAUAAUUCCCAGCGACGACACAACAUGGAAGAGGCCAACAGCUGCAAGAGAACAAUGUUUUGGCUGUGAAAUAACUCAAAGGAUCGAGCGCUGGGAUUCAUUUGAACGCUACGAGUCGGCCGUGGUCAUGUAUAACAUAUUUCAUCAUCUGAGCUGAAUGAACUUUGGCCAGUUGAAGACCCAAACAUGAGUAUUAUCCAGGACAAGCUUGGCAAUGAGUUUUUACGGAACGGAGGCACGGACCCCAACUUCUCCCCCAGCAUGAUCAUGUUUAGCCAUUUACCUCCAGUCACCAGUUUCACGCGGCUGACUUCGCAAACCAGCAUGGUGGAUAUGCCUCAGGAGAUGAUCCUAAAGAAAGAGCGUGACUCUCCUGACCAUGGUGGUUGCUUUCUCCAUAGUAUGGGUAUCAAACAGGAGAAGCUCAAUGAGUUGGAUUACCGCCUCCCAAUGUAUGAAACAGGAUCCAUAGGAGGAAAAAGCACUGAUAUGUUGGACAUGUCUCUCAACAACCACCAGAAUAUGCUUCUGCAUGACCUAAGCCAUAGCAACCAGUUCUCUGACAGACUGGGGAAAGACCCAAAAGAAUCUGGCCCUAGAAGAGGGAGGAGGGCAAAUGGAGAAGGACCAGAGGGCAAAGCUAGAAGGAAACAAGGGGACUCUGCAAAGUCACUCAUGCUAGAUGGGGAUGCUGGGCCCCUCUCUCCCAACUCUAAACCGCACAUAUGUGAGCACUGCAAUGCAGCCUUUCGCAGUUCCUAUCACCUACGCAGACAUGUGCUUAUUCACACAGGUGAGAGGCCUUUCAGGUGCAGUCAGUGUAAUAUGAGCUUCAUACAGAAGUAUCUGCUGCAGCGGCAUGAGAAAAUCCACAGUGGGGAGAAACCAUUCAGCUGUGACCAGUGCAACAUGCGUUUUAUUCAGAAGUACCAUAUGGAGAGACACAAAAGGACACACAGUGGAGAAAAGCCAUAUAAAUGUGACACCUGUCUACAGUAUUUCUCACGGACAGAUCGAUUACUGAAGCACAAGAGAACGUGUGGAGAAGCUAUGAAGAAAGGUCUGGACCCAGAAAUGCUGGACCUUGGAGACAAGGACAUGGGACAAGGUAGCUACCAACUGACUCAGGGAAACACCAGCGCCCCACCUCGCAAGAAGGGCAAGUCCAAAAGUGGCAACGAGGGUGGAGAGCGACGGAGAAAGAAAGGAGCAGCUGUGGGAAGAGGACUCCGCCCACAGGAUUAUACCAUGAACAUCCCCAGUGGAUCAGGGACGUCUUCCUCAGGGGGUCUUGCUGAGACAAGCAUGGACAACCAGCAUGGGCACACACCCAAGCUUGUCUUUAAGAAAGGCGGUCGCAAGGGAAUGGAUAAGGGUCCAGUUUCUAUGGAGGGUGCCAACGAGGGUCUUCAUGAACAAAAGCUGCUGACACAGAAGCAAGGCACUCUGGACAUGUCUGGAGCCUCAAGUAUGGACAGUCUUGGUCUCCUCCAAACCUCCAGUGGCCCCAAACAGGGAGGUACCAGCAGCAACUAUGAUGAUGCAAUGCAAUUUUUGAAAAAGAGACGAUACCUGCAUGCUGCAAACAGCAAUGACUUCAGCUCAGUUCACCUUCCUCAGCCAACAGUCAUCCAGGGUGGCAUAGGAGAACCCACACUGGCCUUGCUCGACACCUCACCUCUGGUUAGCGUUGACAAGCAUGACAAGUCAGGGAUCCCAGAUGAGGUGCUACAGAGCCUGCUGGAUCACUACAGCCACAAAUCUGAUGGCUCUCAUCAUGAUGUGACAUUUGAUCUGUACCAUGUGGAAUUGCAGCAGGCCUCAGCCACCUCUGAUCUUGGCCAUGAUGAGGGAUCCCCUAGUGGCUCUGGAGACAAGAGUGGGGUGAUGAACGAGUACUCCAAGUUCUUGCUCCAGACCCUGGAGAGAACCAGCCACAGCAGCAGCUUCGCUUUGGGCCCAUGUGGUCCUUUCGCAGGCCUCCUGUCAUCUAGUAGCAGCCCUGCUAGCACACUCUUCUCAGACAAGAACAUCUACGCCACCUCCCCUAUGGAGUGUGGAUUCGGACAGUCUGUUUCCUCCCCUCUUGCUCCCUCCUCAUCUUCUCUAACCAAGUCCCAUUUUGGAAUGCUGGUUGGGUCUCCAUCACCCUCCAAUGCCUCACCAUCCUCCCAACUGGGCUUUCAUCUUGGUGGCCUGGAGCCAGCCACACACCAGCAGCUUACCCCAUCUCAAGAGCUCACCGAUCAGCUGGACAAGCAGCACUCUCCAUCGUACCGUCUUACAAACCGGGAGCUGACCAACAGUAGCAGCCAGAAAGACCAGCAGACAAAGAAUGGCAGUUCUUCGGCCAAUGGCAACAACAGAGGCACCAAUGGCAGCUCAUCUAAUGGCUCCGUCUACCCUUUGGCCCCACCUCCUGACCUUGCUACACUGGAAUCCUCCAAGGAAGGGGUGGACAUGCGUUCCACCUACCAGAUAGAGAACUUUGCCCAAGCCUUCGGAUCUCAGUUCAAGUCUGGUUGCCGGACCCCGCUAGGUUAUGGCAGUGACCCGCGGGUAGGGGAAGUCGACCACAGAAUACAGCGGACUCCCGUGUCAGAAUUCUCAGGGUUUACUAGUCUGUUAGCAGAUGUCAAUGAGCCAGCUAGCUCAGGAUCCAAAACCUCCACAAGCCAAAGCUACAGGUAAGGGUUGAGGUUGCUCACCUAACCCUGUUGUGUGAGAUGAGGACUUUCUCCAAUGCUUCCCUCUUCUCACCGAGUAAAACUUUAAUUAUUACACUGCCAUUAAAUGUCAACUGAAGACUUUACCAGGGAAGGUCUACAAGACCUCAGAUGCAAUUUUUCUUGUUCUUCUUUUUAAUGUGUUAUAGUCAUUUGUUUAAUUAGUGUAGUGCAGUGUUUCCCAAUCCUGGUCCUGGAGUACCCUCAACACUGCUCAUUUAGCUUGUCUCUCUUAUUUAACACACUUGAUUAACUCAUUAGCUCAUUAGUAGAGGCUCCAUGAGCAGAAUUGGUUGUCAAAUAAGUGUGAGACCUAAAAUGUGCAGUGUUGGGGGUACUACAGGACCAGGAUUGGGAAACACUGGUGUAGUGGAUGUAAGAAUAGAUUUAAAUGAAUUUUCAUCUAAAUUAGAGGGUAGACUUGUUUGAUUUUUCAAAAACCGUGGAUGUCUUAGCAAUCAUAGUCCAAGUGUAAGAUUAAGUUAAUAAUGGAAGAUGAUUUACAAUAAUAACAGAUGUCAGGGAGUGGCCCAGUAUUCAACGGCAAAAAAUGUAUUGUCUGUUACAAUAAUCUAAAGUAUUACUCAGGAAAAUGCAUGAACUUUUUUUAAUGAGGUGCACUGGCACCCUUUUUUACAGGUGUACUUUGAAAUGACAGUGAAGCUUUUAUUUCUAAAUUCCUUGAGAAAGACGAGCUUAUUUGGAAUCUGAUUGAUCGGCUUAUAACACUGGUGACUCUUUUCACUACUUUAUGGUACUUCUAAUCUCAAUGUGAAAACCUUGCAUACUUUCAUCACUAAGGGCCAUGUUAAACACAUGAAGUUACACAUACACACAAAACAUACAUGUAUGUAAGUAGACAGAGAAAGAUUCAAGCAUAUGUAGAUAUUUAUUUGUAGCUACAUGGAACUUCAGUACUAUUGUCUCAGGGUGAGCAGUAAUUCUUAUCCCUUCUUUAAAUGUUACUUUUUGUCAGCUGACAACACUUUUAUCUCUCAAGGAAUCAAAUAAGCACUUUUAGAAACCAUUGAAAGCAAGAAUUCAGAUUCAGAACUCAUAAACCAAUUAUUUUUUGAUGAAGAAAGCUGUGAUUUUAAAAGUGGGGGAGGGAAUGGCAGCUUUACCAUAACAAAGGGCAUUAAAGUUUUUAAGAGAGUAAUUUCCUGUAUUGGUAAUAUUAUUUUGUUCCUCUAAUUCAAAAUGCUGUUAUUGAACAUAAAUGCCACUUUUUAUUGUUGUGAGUCAUCUGGCUAAAAACAGGUUUUGCAAGUGUUCCACUAUCACAACUAUUUGAAUUUGGAUGAGUAGCAGCAAUUGGAGUUCUACCUCUUAACGUGUAAUAAAUUGAUUGCCUGACAAAAUUGCAAUUGUCCCUUUUAAUUGUUGCAGGAAGAACUAAAUUACUAUUUGAGUUGUACGAAUCAAUGGAAAGGACCUAAACUUGUGGUGUG